Molecule: messenger RNA, 759 nt
Organism: Salvelinus namaycush (lake trout)
Lineage: Eukaryota; Metazoa; Chordata; Actinopteri; Salmoniformes; Salmonidae
Product: fibroblast growth factor 14-like
Exons: 5
Coding region: 1-759 (252 amino acids)
Biological process (GO): cell differentiation; positive regulation of cell population proliferation; fibroblast growth factor receptor signaling pathway
Cellular component (GO): cytoplasm
Molecular function (GO): fibroblast growth factor receptor binding; growth factor activity
Source: RefSeq, a predicted model, not a curated record
AUGGCAGCUAUUGCCAGCGGUUUGAUACGACAGAAGAGACAGGCACGGGAACAACAAGUCCACCGGCCGACGCCACACCGACGGAGGCGAAGCCCCAACAAGAAUAAAGGACUUUGUAACGGGAAUUUGGUCGACAUCUUCUCCAAAGUGAGAAUCUUCGGCUUGAAGAAAAGAAGGCUACGGAGACAAGAUCCACAGCUUAAGGGCAUAGUGACCAGGUUGUACUGCAGACAGGGAUACUACUUGCAGAUGAACCCAGAUGGAUGUCUGGACGGGACCAAAGAUGACGGCACUAACUCCUCUUUGUUCAACCUCAUCCCAGUGGGCCUUCGAGUGGUGGCCAUCCAGUCAGUCAAGAUGGGUCUGUACAUCGCCAUGAACGGGGAAGGACACCUCUACACAUCAGAGCUGUUUACAGCAGAGUGUAAGUUUAAGGAGUCGGUGUUUGAGAACUACUAUGUGAUCUACUCGUCGAUGCUGUACAGACAGAAUGAGUCUGGGAGGGCCUGGUUCUUGGGCCUGAACAAGGAAGGACAGCCCAUGAAGGGCAACCGAGUGAAAAAGACCAAACCAGCCGCUCACUUCCUGCCCAAACCUAUAGAAGUUGCGAUGUACAAGGAGCCGUCGUUGCACGACGUCAGGGAGACGUUGCCUAAAGUUGCCGGAGUCCCGCCCAGCAAAAGCACAACCAGCGAACCAGUGGCCAUGAACGGGGGAAAACCAAUCAACAAACCCGACCCGAAGGAGACUGCGACAUAA